Messenger RNA from Sphaeramia orbicularis (orbiculate cardinalfish), 2681 nucleotides. It is a transcript of the gene chrnb1, whose product is annotated as cholinergic receptor, nicotinic, beta 1 (muscle). Gene Ontology annotation, biological process: monoatomic ion transmembrane transport. The record is from RefSeq and is a predicted model, not a curated record. Bases 65 to 1546 code for a protein of 493 amino acids. The transcript has 11 exons. Gene Ontology annotation, molecular function: acetylcholine-gated monoatomic cation-selective channel activity; transmembrane signaling receptor activity. Gene Ontology annotation, cellular component: postsynaptic membrane. Lineage: Eukaryota; Metazoa; Chordata; Actinopteri; Kurtiformes; Apogonidae.
UUGGAAUCAUCCACUGCUGAUCUUUGUUGAAGAAAGCGUUCUGGUUUUUUGGGGGGUGGUCACCAUGAAAGGCUCAGAUCUGUUCCUGUUGACAUGUUGCUUAUGUAGCCUCAGCACAUUGGGAGGUGCGUCUGAUGUGGAACAGGCGCUGCUUAAGACAGUGUUUUCCAACUACAACACCAAGGUCCGACCAGCACGUACGCCUGAAGAAAGGGUGGUGGUCCGGGUGGGAAUGAUCCUCUCAUCCUUCGUUGGACUGAAUAUGAAAAAUGAAGAAAUGAGCACUGUUGUUGUUAUGAAUUUGGAAUGGACAGACCACCGGUUGUCAUGGAAACCCAAGGAUUAUGACGGGAUUGAGGUGUUGCGAAUCCCCUCUGGGAAGGUUUGGCUGCCUGAUAUCGUCCUAAUAAAUAAUAAUGACGGGGUGUUUGAUGUGGCUCUGCACGUCCACGUUCAGGCCUACAGUAACGGCAGGGUGACGUGGACCCCCCCUGCACUUUACCUCAGCUCCUGCGGUGUAAAGGUUACAUAUUUCCCAUUUGACUGGCAGAAUUGCACCAUGCAGUUCCGCUCUUACACCUACGACGCCACAGAAAUCGACCUCCAGUACGCUCUGGACUCCAGAGGCAAGGAGAUAAAGGAAAUCAUACUGGAUGAGGCGUUCAGUGAGGGCGGCGAGUGGUACAUCAGACACAAGCCCAGCAGGAAGAACAUGAACGACGACAAUUACGAGGACAUGACCUUUUAUCUGAUCAUCGAGAGGAAGCCGCUGUACUACGUCUUGAACAUCAUCCUCCCCUGCAUCCUCAUCACCAUCAUCGCCAUCUUUAACUUCUACCUACCUCCAGAUGCAGGAGAGAAGAUGGGUCUGUCCAUUAAUGUUCUGCUCACCCUCACUGUGUUCCUGUUGCUGCUGGCCGAUAAGAUCCCUGAGACCUCAUUGGGCGUCCCUAUUAUCGUGAACUACAUCAUGUUCACCAUGAUCCUGGUCACAUUCUCCGUCAUCCUCAGUGUGGUUGUCCUCAACCUGCACCACCGCUCCCCCAACACCCACAUGAUGCCCAUAUGGGUCCGCAAGAUAUUCAUCCACAUGCUGCCUCCAUACCUGUGCAUGCUGCGGCCCAAAGUGGAGACCCCGCUGUCCCUGGAGACCCUGCCCCGCCGGGAGCAGAAAAUUGCCAUCAGUAAAGCAGCUGAUGAGUACUUCAUUCGGAAACCUGACCUGUCCAUCCUGUUCCCCAAACCUAACAGGUUCCAGCCAGAGGGCAUGUGCACAGACUUGAGGAAGUUCAUUGAUGGUCCCAGUACCUAUCUGACGCUGCCUGAGGAGCUGAAGUCAGCCAUCGACGCCAUCACAUACAUCGCAGAAGCUCUGCAGGCUGAGAAGGACUACGAAGCUUUGAAGGAGGACUGGCAGUACGUGGCCAUGGUGGUGGAUCGAAUGUUCCUCUGGAUCUUUGUGGUCUUCACCACCGUGGGUACCCUGGCCAUCUUCGCCGACGCCAGCUUCAACCGCACACCCACCGACCCCUUCAAAGCCCCCUGAGGCAGCGGGACGUUAGAACGACGAAGAGGACAUCACCGCCGCGUUAUUCUCUAGAUGCAAUUCGACACACUUUAACCCCACUGUGCAAUGAUUUAGAAACCGUUCACUCCAGGCAAAAGACUCGUUCACUGCUCCUCAUGCCUUCCUUCCUUUCUUCCUUCCACUUAUGUCUGUACAACUCUGUGUAACUGAUUAUUUGUCACUUGUACUUUUAAAGCAUGACCUCAUUUCUCUGACUGAAGCUGCAGACUAAACGAAGAUGUUGCUUUUAAUGACAAUGUUGUGUACAAGUUAAAAAAAAACAACAAAAAAAAAAAAACUUGAAUAUUCCAUUAUUAUGUAGAGCAAUAGUUUCUGCUUCAAUGCUCUGAACUUUUCCACAGACAGUUCAAUACACAUUCACUUCCAACACAGGAUCUUAUUUCUACCUACUCUAAAAGCAGCACAUAUUUGAGCACCGAACAUUUGUUAAAAGCCAUACUGUCAAGAGUUCCUGCACGGUUUUGCUGGCAUUCAACCUCGAUUUGCAAGUAAAUGCAAAUGAAUGAACAUCUUGACGUUCUUCAGCUGAAUGAGCAGCUAUGUUCAAGAACCUCUUGGCGUACCUGAAAAUGCCCACUGCUACGAAAUAUUUGGACCCAUCUCUUUACACUCUGCCUCCCUCUAUCGUACUUUCCAUAAAUCAUUUGAAACUGCUCACAGAGGCAGUUACGUACAUGAAUGCUUUAACUAUUGCUUGAAGUAGAAUUUCAGCUUGUGAGAGAUGUGUAUGUAGGUGUGAAUCUAGUUAGUUUUCAUAUAUUUGUUACAGUAGGGCCAUGGAUAGAGUGUGGAUCCACAGUUGGAUAUUCAUAUGUGGUGUUAACACAUAAACACCAAGACAAACCAGAUGCUAUAAUGAGCAAACUGUAUGCCUUUCAUUUCCCGGUGUCAGAAUGUGCUGGAGUGUGGCGCAUGCCUUGUGGAUAUUUAUGCGACUGUAGUAAUCCUCUUUGUAUUUUAGGCACUGGUGUAUGUGUACAUUUGCAUGGAGGCUAUUCUUAUGUGUGGAGCAGCACGCUAACUCUAUUCACCAGCUGCACCAAUAGCCUGUGGAAUUCCCAUUAUAGAGGUUCCUCACUCUACCUCUCUCCUU